Pseudo-nitzschia multistriata is the source of this 2116-nucleotide messenger RNA. The record is from the annotation of a GenBank genome assembly. Lineage: Eukaryota; Bacillariophyta; Bacillariophyceae; Bacillariales; Bacillariaceae.
CGACGRACUCGAGUAUGGAUACUGAGUAGUACUAGUAAAAACUAAUUCAAUGCUUAUAUUUCGAUCCUUUUGGAAUCGUCGAUUUUACAUCACAUGUUUUUCACCUUUAGAAGAGAAGCAGCGACCUUGAUACCCAGGCUUCCACCACCAGUCUACAAGCUUGUUCACUCCGAACCCAAUGCCGUGCUUCCUAGUACCAGACGCCGUGCUAUUUUUGCAGUCAACAAUACAAGUGGUUCGGCCCCGAUCCGUGCUACCAGUAGCACUCUCAACGCAGCGAAUCGAAUCGAAUCGAAUCGAAUCGGGGCGUGCCCGCUGUGCCUUCCCGCCCGCUCCCGUUCUCAAAACUCGGACUCCUCGGCCAGAGGCGGUGUUUCCCCGGCCUCCCCCGAAAGGCCGGCGCCGGUGGCCGCCGCUCCGGCGUUCCACGGGUUCCCGUAGGCUUCGACAAAGGCGGCCUCGUCCUCCGGGUGCUGGUCGGUGUAGCAAUAGAUCCAGAUCAGGACGGCCAGGGCGAGGCCCUGGACGAUCCCGGAGAAGAGCAGCUUGGGGCCGUAGGAUUCCUGGUCCGCCCCGAGAAAGGUCUGGCAGUAGAGGAUCGGGACAAAGGCGAUCAGGUUCAGCCCGAGCAUGAGGUUGGUCCCGCCCUUGCUGGGGUUCUCGUUYCCGAUCCACAAUCCGAAGAAGAGUGCCAGGGAAAACCGCAGCCAAACCACGCAGUCGAUCAGCUCCGGAAAGGUCUCCAUGGUCGGCUUCGAGUUGGGGGAGAGAAACCUGAUCAGGUUCUCCUUCGCCCGGUCCAGUGUGCUCUUCGAGUCGUCCGGCAUUGUGGUUUGGUUUGGUUUGGAUUUGGAUUUGGAUUUGGAUUUGGAUUUGGAUUUGGUUUGAUGAGUAGCAGUUUGUUGUGCUUUGCGUUUGGUUCGAUCCUGCGCUUUCGUCCUAACAGCGGGAUCGAGAUGUCGUUCAACUGAGAUGAGGGCCUCGGAGCAGGAGGUUGGUAUCGGGCAAAUGGUUCGUCGAAACUCGAAACAUCGCAAUAGUAGUAUCAGUACCGUAGAAUCAGUACCGUAGAACUGGUAACKGUUGCUGGAGGGAGUGCGUGUAAUCCUACGAGCAUUGUACAGUGACAAGAUACGGUGCAUACCGAACAGUACAUGGUACUGUAUGUACUAGUAGUACGUACAGUACUAUUGUAUCUGUACACACAUAUCCUCACAAUCCAACGACCUACGGUACGUUAGAUCGAAUAGAUUACUGUAUUGAGGGACUGAUCAACGUCUCAAUUUCCAUGGUCUAAGCAUUCUUUAUUGGAAUGCAUUGAUGAAAAUUAAAGGUUGAAUGUUUUCUAGAUGAAAGCGUAUUCAUUCUGUAGCAAAAUAUUUUGUUUCUGGUCUCACCGAUUCAAAUGAGCACUAUAGUAGUUCUUAUGUACAUUUUCACUCUACCGUUGCUGUCAUUGCAAAGGGGCAGAUGGAGGCCGCGCGAUCAUCGACAUCGAGACCAUCGUUUUCCGCGGUUUCGAAGAGGACGCUGCAUUUCUCGUUUUUGGCCAAGGCCAUCGCCAUUUUGGACUUGUGAGUCUUCGUCCAUUUUUCGUGAAAGGCAACCGACAUUUUCGAGUGCCAGCGAAUGAUCCACCUCCUCACCGGUCCAAUCCACCUAGCGGCCUUGCUGUAAAUCCUCAUCAACGUCAGGGAGAACGUGGAUACCAGAUAGAUGUUUAUCCGCGCGACCCGAUCCGGAUGAUACGGCAACAAGAGAGCGUCCGCGAGGGGAUUUCCUAUCAGUCGCCUACAGUUGAAGCAACGGUAAUAAAACAUCCAGUUUUUGUAAAAUUGAGCAGGAAUUUUUUCGAUUUGGAGAGAUCGAGGCCUCCUGUCCGUCACUUUGAGCAGGUGGUGGGCUAUCUUGAAAGAUGACUCAUUGGGAUGGAGAAGAUGAAAAAAUACGGACUGAAAGAUUGAUUGGGAAUGCUGUAUCGGAUUGGGUUCGACACCAACUCCUGGACCACAGGGAUCUAGAGGGGGCAAUUCCUCCAUUGUAGGUUGACCCUCUACUCUGCUAUCAAACUCAGUUUCUACCCCUAGAAGCCACCCAAUAUACCUAUGCAAUUGAA